GAGCCGAGAGCGGCCUCACUCGACAACUGACUGCAGUCGGAGUUGCUGGGAGGUUCGCGCGCUUCUCGGGGGUCGGCAGGCGGCGAGGAGGCGGGAGCUGCGGGCGUGGGCACCGCGCAGGCGCGGGCAGCAGCUAGCAAAGCGCACGCGGACUGGCGACAGGAUGGGCCUCUCUGCCCUGGCCCCACUGUGGAGCUCCCCGGGGCUGCUUCUGGUCAUCGCCCUGCACCCGGCGCUGUCAGUGCCCACUCACCGGGACUACUGCGUCCUGGGCGCUGGGCCCGCGGGCCUGCAGAUGGCCUACUUCUUGCAGCGCGCCGGACGCGACUACGCAGUGUUCGAGCGCACCCAGAGGCCCGGCAGCUUCUUCACGCGCUACCCGCGGCACCGCAAGCUCAUCAGCAUCAACAAGCGGUACACUGGCAACGCCAACUCCGAGUUCAACCUGCGCCACGACUGGAACUCUCUGCUCAGCCACGACCCCCGGUUGCUCUUCAGACACUACUCGCGUGCCUACUUCCCUGACGCCCACGACAUGGUGCGCUACUUGGGCGACUUUACGGACACGCUGGGGCUCCGUGUCCUGUACAACACCACCAUCACCCACGUCACUCUGGACAAGGACCAACGGGCCUGGAAUGGCCACUACUUCAUCCUGACCGACCAGAAAGGCCAGGUGCACCAGUGCAGCGUCCUCCUUGUAGCCACUGGUUUAUCAGUCCCCAACCAGGUCGACUUCCCUGGCUCUGAAUACGUGGAGGGCUAUGAGUCCGUGUCUGUGGACCCUGAGGACUUCGUAGGCCAGAAUGUGCUGAUCCUGGGCCGUGGGAACUCGGCCUUUGAGACAGCAGACAACAUCUUGGGUGUCACAAACUUUAUCCACAUGCUGAGCCGCUCCCGGGUCCGGCUGUCCUGGGCCACCCACUACGUUGGAGACCUCAGAGCCAUCAACAAUGGCCUGCUGGAUACCUACCAGCUGAAGUCCCUGGACGGCCUGCUCGAGUCUGACCUGACGGAUCUGGCCAUCCUGAAGGACAGCAAAGGCAAGUUCCAUGUCACCCUGAAAUUCUUCCUGGAAGAAGCCGGCACCAACCAGAGUACUGACUCCAUCACCCUCCCCCAGGACGACAACGACAACUUUGCCAUGCGCGUGCCCUAUGAUCGGGUCAUCCGCUGCCUGGGCUGGAACUUUGACUUCUCCAUUUUCAAUAAGUCCCUCAGACUUAACUCGGGAAAUGCAUUUGGCAAGAAGUACCCACUGAUCCGAGCUAGCUACGAAUCCAAAGGAAGCCGGGGUCUGUUUGUCCUGGGUACCGCCAGCCAUUCGGUAGACUACCGGAAAUCUGCUGGGGGCUUCAUCCACGGAUUCCGAUACACAGCACGUGCUGUUCACCGGCUCCUGGAGCACCGCCAUCACGGCAUCGCCUGGCCGGCCACCGAGCUCCCCAUCACACAGCUGACCAGCUCCAUCGUGCGGCGUGUGAACGAGGCUUCUGGGCUCUACCAGAUGUUCGGUGUGCUGGCCGAUGUCGUCCUGUUGAAGGAGAAUGCCACCGCCUUUGAGUACCUGGAGGAGUUCCCCCUACAGAUGGUGGCCCAGCUGGAGAUGCUCACGGGAAGGAAGGCACAGCACGGGCUCUUCGUCAUCAUCAUGGAAUACGGCAGAAAUUUCUCUGGCCCCGACAAGGACGUCUUUUUUGAUAACCGGUCUGUGGGGCAAACGGAAGACGCCUGGCAGUCCAACUUCCUCCAUCCCGUCAUCUACUACUACAGACACCUCCCCACUGAACAGGAGGUGAGGUUCCGCCCUGCACACUGGCCCCUGCCUCGGCCCACGGCCAUCCACCACAUCGUGGAAGACUUCUUGACAGACUGGACCGCCCCGAUCGGACACAUCCUACCUCUGAGGCGCUUCCUGGAGAACUGUUUGGACACCGAUUUGCGAAGCUUCUAUGCAGAGUCCUGCUUCCUGUUUGCCCUCACACGCCAGAAGCUGCCACCCUUUUGCCAGCAGGGGUAUCUGAGGAUGCAGGGACUCGUGAGUACCGAAAGCCUUCGGCAGCACAGAGUGGAGAGCUGGCUCCCACGGAACCAUGCCGCCACGGACAGCCGCCUGGAGGACAGCAGCCAGCAGCCUGGCGACCACGAGCCACUUGAUGCUCCCAUGGCUCCAGGGCCUCUGGCCCAGUCCCUUGAUAGCAACAAAGAGGAGCUCUGACUGUCCUUUCCUAAGCUGUGGGCACGGUGACUAGGCCUCCCCACCCAGGCCUAUGGUCAGUCUCUCUUUUGCCAAAGACCACUCAGAUCAUGGCAGUGACUGCACCAAAGCCACCCAGACGGCAUGUGAGGGCUGAAAAUCGGUGAUGCGGUGGUCUCCUCCCUCCUGUCCGGAGGCAGAACAAGGGUAUCCUCUACCAGGUGUGAGUUGCCUUCCCUGGCCCACCCUGUCUGCAAUGGUGAGCCCCUGGCCAGCUUCAGUUCUGCCCCCUCUCAAAUAUUUCUCUUCCUUCCAGGCCCCUCCUCAGGUGGGCCUGCAUCCCGCCUGUGGAGUGUUUCCCAGUUGAAACCCAUCCACAUCUUAAGGGUUUGUGGCAUGCACUUUAAAACAAAAGCUCUGAUACCAACAACCACCAUAACAGGCAGGUGGGAUUGUUGGCCCGGAAGACUGCUGAAGACACCAGCUGAGAGAUGUCCAGUAAUUCCCAGGGUCCCCCCACUGGGAGUCCCUGUCUGUGUCACGUGCCACACACUGCCUCAACCUCCUCUCAUUUUCAGCAGGGUUUGGGCUUAGCUACAGAGCCCCGGAGGGUCAGCCCCGCUUAUCAUCACAGGCCCAGCAGGCUGAUCUCAAGCAGCAACAGGACAGCUCCUUGCAAAGCCAUCUUAUCUCAGCAGCUUUCUCCCAGAGCCGCAGGAUUCAGAGCUGCUGUCCCCAGUUGCACCCCCUGAGUCAUGGUCCAGCUCACUCUUCUCUCCCAUCCUGCUCCGUUCCCACUCCCUGCCCCCUGGCAUCCUGAACCAUGCCUUGCUUCUGACCUGCCUGCUCAAGUUUUGUGAAACUUAUCCUGCUGUCUUUCUGUGGCGGGAACGCAUGAGGAGACAUGUCCUAAUGCCUUUGCGUGAUAAUGAUGGUGAAUUUGGUUCCUGGUCUCUUCAUUGUCCUUCCUCACCAGCAGUCUGCACUCUCCCGUCAGCUAUCUUAAUCUCAGUUAUAACUGCAUAAGAGAAUCACAGUGAUUUUUCAAAGCCCAAGAAAAUAGGCGAUUGCUUUUUCACUGGUUCUUACUAGCUCUUCAUGUAUCUACUCAGAAUUCCAAGGGCACAGAAAAUUUAAAAACUAAAAAUAUAUGCCAUUGCACUCCAGCCUG
Molecule: messenger RNA, 3368 nt
Organism: Sapajus apella (tufted capuchin)
Lineage: Eukaryota; Metazoa; Chordata; Mammalia; Primates; Cebidae
Gene: FOXRED2
Product: FAD dependent oxidoreductase domain containing 2
Exons: 9
Coding region: 164-2218 (684 amino acids)
Molecular function (GO): monooxygenase activity; flavin adenine dinucleotide binding
Source: RefSeq, a predicted model, not a curated record